AUGUCUGCCACUCAAACUACAAUGACCCAGAACACCAAAGCCACUUGCAGAAGACUGCCCAGGCUCACAAAGAAGAACCUCGUUUACACUAAGAAACAAAAAGAAACCGCCCUCCAACAGAAAGAGCCAAAGCUCUAUCUUAGAUUCCGCCUUCUGAAGAGAAGCAAGAGCAAAAGGGAGAAAAACAAGCCUCUCCCGCCAACCACCAUCCCAUCAAAUCAGCCCAAGCGUACUGACGCUUCUACCGAGCUUCACGAAAAGCUCUAUAUUCGUAUUUCCUUGGAACAAAUGUUGAGAGUCAAGAAAUUGAACUCCAUGAGUACUUAG
This is a messenger RNA of Candidozyma haemuli, 327 nucleotides long. RefSeq lists its product as uncharacterized. NCBI's taxonomy places the organism in Eukaryota, Fungi, Ascomycota, Pichiomycetes, Serinales, Metschnikowiaceae. The transcript has a single exon. The record is from RefSeq and is a predicted model, not a curated record. Bases 1 to 327 code for a protein of 108 amino acids.